Messenger RNA from Mycena indigotica, 1245 nucleotides. RefSeq names its product Beta-elim-lyase domain-containing protein. Bases 1 to 1245 code for a protein of 414 amino acids. Gene Ontology annotation, molecular function: L-allo-threonine aldolase activity. The transcript is spliced from 10 exons. NCBI's taxonomy places the organism in Eukaryota, Fungi, Basidiomycota, Agaricomycetes, Agaricales, Mycenaceae. Gene Ontology annotation, cellular component: cytosol. The record is from RefSeq and is a predicted model, not a curated record. Gene Ontology annotation, biological process: L-threonine catabolic process; glycine biosynthetic process.
AUGCUGCGAAUCGCGACUCGGACCUUGAACCGACGCUUCACGAUGGCAUCCACAUUCGCCAAUGUAGCAGAGGAGGUCAAGCUCGACAUCCUCUCCGAAAAUCACCUCGAAGACAACAUUGCGAAGCGUAAGGAGAUUACGAGAACCUUUAUCUCGGACACCAUAACUGUUCCAACUCAGGAAAUGUAUCAAUACGCGACGCUAGCUACACUUGGUGACGACGUCUACUUCGAGCCUUCAACAAGAGCACUUGAAAAUCAUGUUGCAAAAAUCACUGGCAAAGAAGCUGCCUUAUUCCUUCCGAGCGGGACUGCAAGCAAUCAAAUUGCACUGAGGUCACACCUCGCCCAACCGCCAUACUCAAUAAUUUGUGACCAUCGUGCCCAUAUUCACAAGUACGAGGCUGGCGGAGCCGCAUUUCACUCUGGAGCAGCCGUGCUGCCGAUAAUUCCUGCGAAUGAGCAUCACCUAACCUUGAAGGACGUGCAGAGCAACAUGAUUCUAAGCACUGACAUCCACUUUGCCCCCACCGAAGUUGUUGCCUUAGAAAACACUCUCAACGGCACCAUAUUCCCACAAGAUGAGAUCAUCAAAAUCUCGGACUUUGUUCACUUGCAAGGCAAGAAAAUGCACCUUGACGGUGCUCGAAUCUGGCAUGUGGCUGCAGAAACAGAAACUUCGAUCAAGAAGCUCUGCGAGCCCUUCGACUCUGUCAGUCUGUGUUUUAGCAAGGGAUUAGGUGCUCCCGUCGGCUCUUGUCUGGUCGGUUCCAGUGCUUUCAUUUCGCGAGCCCGACAUUUCCGGAAGCUCUUUGGUGGCGGAAUGCGUCAAACUGGAAUUCUUGCUGCCUGUGCCGCAUAUGCGUUGACAUACAACUUCCCUCUUUUGCCCGCCGUUCACUCGCUCGCACGCAAGUUAGAAGCCGGGUUGGAGGAGAUCGGAGCAGAAAUAACUAGUCGAGCUGAAACCUGCAUGAUAUUUUACGACCCUUCUUCGAUUGGUGUGACCUACGAUGAAAUUGGCGAACGUGCAAGUCAGCUGCCUGAGCCACUAAUCCUUGGAGGUUCGCGUGUUGUAGUGCAUAUCCAGACUUCCGAGGCCGCUGUCAAUGAUUUCCUCUCCGUCGUCCGCCAGCUUUCAGAGGAGAAAAAGAAAUCAGGCUUUGUCAAACCUGAUCCAACAUCAGCAAAUGGGAACAUCUACAAGGAUGUCUAUGUCCGCCGUUUGCCCAAGUCAACCGAUUAG